UUUUCAAGAAUGGUAUCAACUUAUUCAGCGAACGUAAGGAGACCUCCGGGAAUAAGCAGAUCCUCAAUGGGGCCCCUGGUUCUUCUUCAGCUCUUCAUUCUCCUCCACUCAGGUGAUGCUAUCACAAGGACGUUCUAUAUUGCGGCUGUGGAACGAUUCUGGAAUUAUAAGGAAGGGACUACGUCUUCUCUGGGGCAAAGGGAAAUCGUGAAGGCGACUGGCGCUCCAAUAUACAAAAAAGCCAUCUACAUGGAAUAUAGUGAUGCCUCUUUCACAAAUCCAAAGCCAAGGGAGCCAUGGACAGGUCUACUGGGCCCUGUAAUUCGAUUAGAAACAUUUGAUUCUGCUGUUAUUCAUUUUAAAAACUUAGCAAGCAUCCCAUACAGUCUGCAUGGCAUCAGUGUUUCAUACACGAAAAGAUCAGAAGGUGCCGGAUAUGAAGAUGGAACCAACAAACUAGAAAAGGUGGAUGACGCUAUUCCACCAGGACAGGAAUACAUAUAUACCUGGGAUAUCCCAGAAGGCUAUGGGCCUGUGGAGUCUGACCCACCUUGCAUCACUUCUGCCUAUCACUCUCACAGCAAUACGUCUUAUGACAUCAAUUCUGGACUUGUGGGCGUCCUUCUCAUCUGUAAACCAGGAUCUCUUUCAGAAGACGGGUCUCAGUAUGGAGUCCAGGAAAAAAUAAUUGUCCUGGCAGUAUUUGAUGAACGUUUAAGCCACUAUAACAAUGGAUUAGAAGAUACGCCUCUGCAUACAAUCAAUGGAUUUAUUAAUGGUUCAAUUCCAGAGCAAACCAUGUGUGUGAAGAAGCCGGCUUAUUUUAACGUCAUUGGAUUUGGGACACACGGCGAAGUUCACCGUUUUUCUCUGGAAGGGCACAGCUUUGUCAUAGGAGAGCACCGCGUCCCCAUACUCCCCGUGACGGCGUUCAGCUUUUUUACGGCGAUGGUGAACCCAGGAGAGAAGGAAGUAUACAGACUUUCCUGCCAAACCAGGACGCACCCAGAAGGCAGGAUGACAUCCUUGGUCAAGGUAGAAGAUUGUAUAAGGGAACCGGAAACCAGAUCACACAUCCCUGGUGAUGAUGAUGAUGACUAUGAGGAGGAGGAUGACUAUUAUGAAUCUAUGGUGUUGGAUAUAGAGGACGAUCCCACACACGUCGACCCGCGAUCUCAUAGUAAACGCAAUCCUGUGACAUGGGUACACUACAUCGCAGCAAUAGAGGUGGACUGGGACUAUCAACCAACAAGAAAUGACAAAAGGAAUCGUUUUACUAAAGUGCUGUAUAGAGAAUUUACCAACUCUGAAUUCACUCACCAAAAACCUUCAGAAAUUCCUGGAACGGGAAUUCUUGGCCCUGUUCUCAGAGGGGAAGUUGGAGACCAAAUUAAGAUUGUAUUCAAGAAUCUGGCUCAUCGUCCAUUUAACUUAUAUCCUCAAGGGCUGAGCAGUGUGAGUUCCAAUCACCCUUCUAUGGCAGGUGAGCAGUUAAGGGAUUACCCCGUCUAUCCCAAUGAUUCCAUCACAUACAUCUGGCAGGUGACCCCAUAUGACAGUCCGGCUUCAUCAGACCCGCGGUGUCUUACUCGUUUCUACUCAAGCUUCCUCAAUUUACAGAAAGAUUUAGCGUCCGGCCUCAUUGGGCCUCUGCUUAUUUGCUCAAAACAGACUUUGGAUCGAGCAGGAAAUCAGAUAAUUACAGAUAAGGAAAAUAUCCUCUUCUUCUGCAUCUUCAAUGAAACGCUCAGCUGGUACCAUGAAGAAGAUAGGCAACAGUCUGCUGUAACCUCAUCAGAAGACAAGGGCGCCAUUGGGAAACCUCCGGGAUCCAGCCUGAUAUAUACCAUAAAUGGGAUCUUGGAUUCUCUGCAGCUCAGUAUUUGCCAGAGUGAGGUCAGCGUGUGGCACGUGUUAAAUUUGGGUCUGGGCACAGAACUGAUCUCCAUUUAUUUUGGAGGCAACACCUUCAUGGUGGACUCAAGCUAUCAAGAAACACUGACUCUGAUCCCGAUGAAUGGAAAGACGGUCAUUAUGGUCAUGGAAAAAACAGGACAAUGGCACGUGGCACCAGACUCCCCUCUGGCAGAUUUAGGUAUGCGGGCAACAUUAAAAGUCAUUCGCUGUGAGCAUCAUGAAGAUGACUACUAUGAAUACAAUCAUGAAGAGUCAAAAGAUUUCACCCCCGAUCCCACUUUUUAUCAGUUUCCACUUAUUGCCCCUUUCAAAACCCCACCUUCCGGACCUCAGAGCUACUUACAGAAAUCACCGACCCCAGAAUAUUUGGAUGAUGGAAUCCUAAACGACGAAGAUUCUACAAAAGCUUUGCAACCCGUUGGAUCUACUGAAACUCAAAGUGGCAAGGUGAAAGGGGAACCAGCUAAAGAGUUAAAUAGACAGCGCAGAGAUACCACGGGGCAAAUCGGCCCAGCAAAAAAACUGUUAGAAAAUGGAUCUCAUGCUAAUAACUCGGCGGAUGGCAACGUGGACUUUUAUGAUGAUUACAGCGGUGAUUUUGAGUAUAUUGACUUGUAUGGAGAACUAGAUCCUAGGAGCCACGUAGGGCAAAUCCACACUUAUUUCAUUGCAGCUGAGGAGAUAGAGUGGGAUUAUGGGGGUGGACAGUCCCCUUAUUUUAUAAAAGACAGUCACCAUAUGUUGCAUGGGUUCCCAUCCUAUAAGAAAGUUGUUUUUCGGGAGUAUCUAGAUAGCAGCUUUCGUGAACCCGCCUUCCGUGGAGAAAGAGACGCCCAUUUGGGACUUUUAGGGCCAUGUAUCCGGGCAGAGGUUAAUGAUGAAAUCAUAAUACAGUUUAAGAACAUGGCUUCCCGACCCUACUCCUUCUACUCCAAUGUUUUAGCUGUACAAUGGAAGGAGGAGGACAGUGUACCCCCACAACACAGCCGUACAUACACAGGAAAAGUCAGCUCACAGUUUGGGCCCACUGGAUCUGAAGAGUGCCGGACCUGGUUCUACACCUCUAAUGGCCACUUGUACAAAGACUUUCAUUCCGGGCUCAUCGGACCUUUGCUCGUCUGCCGACCAAAUGUCUUGAAGCGCUCCACUGUGCAGCAGAUCCCGAUGGAAGAUUUCUCUCUUGUGUUUAUGGAGAUUGACGAAAUGAAAAGCUGGUACUUCAGAGAGAAUUGGCAGCGACGUUGUCCCUCCACCUGUGGUUUUCAGGCCAAUGUAUUACGUUCCUGCCCUCGUGCUUGCAAGUCACCAUCAGCUGCGCCUGCUGAGGAUAUUCAGCAUGACCACAUCUUUCAUGCAAUCAAUGGCUAUGUGGAUGACUCUCUUCCUGGACUUGUCUUGCCUUUGGAUAGAAAGACACGGUGGCAUCUACUGAACGUUGGAAGAAGAGACAUCCUUCCUGUGCAGUUUCAUGGGAACAUCCUCAAGCAAGGAAGCCAGAAGGACCACCCGUGUAGUAUAGUGAACCUAUACCCUGGUGUUGGGGUGACUUUGGAAAUGACAGCUCAAGCAACUGGCCUGUGGCUUAUAGAACCAGAAGGAGAAUAUAAUAACCAUAAUAUGACCGCACUCUACCUAGUUUAUAAUCCAAGGUGUCACCAACCUCUUGGUUUAUCAUCAGGAAAAAUCAAAGAUUUACAGAUUACUGCGUCAGGACAUUAUGGAUCUUGGGUGCCAUUCCUGGCCAGACUGGGAAACAGCGGGACUAUAAACGCAUGGAGUGUAGACAGUCAGAAUUCUUGGAUUCAGGUGGAUCUUCUGGCACCUAUGGUGAUUCACGCCAUACAAACUCAAGGCGCUCGACAGAAAUUCCUUACUCUGUACAUAUCCCAAUAUAUUAUCUUCUACAGCCUGAAUGGAGAAAAGUGGAGCCAGUACCAAGGGAACACCAGUAGUAAUCAGAUGGUAUUUUUUGGAAAUGUCGACGCCUCCAGUAUUCGAGAGAACUCUUUUAAUCCUCCUAUCAUCGCUCGUUUCAUAAGGAUCCACCCGGUGCACACCGGAAGUCGGGCGGGCCUGAGGAUGGAACUUUUUGGCUGUGACCUUACUAGUUGCUUCAUGUCUCUUGGUAUGCAGUCCGGAGCCAUCAUUCCAUACCAGCUGUCUGCCUCCAGUUCUCUUCACUCUGUCUUCUCUUCCUGGGUUCCAAAUUUGGCAAGGUUGAAGCAGCAAGGUCGAAUUAAUGCCUGGAGGCCACAGGCAGACAGACCCGGCGAAUGGUUCCAGAUAGAUCUUGGCCGUGAAAUGAAGGUGACCGGAAUAAUGAUACAAGGUGCCCGCUCGUUCUCCUCCAUGUACAUCACAGAGUUCUCUCUCAGCUUCAGUAAUGACGGCCUCAGAUGGACCGCUGUGCAAAGUUCCGAUGGACAGCGACAGAUAUUCCCUGGGAACAAGGACUCAGACACCCCAAUGUGGGUCACUAUGGAGGCUCCUGGUAUAGCACGAUUUCUUAAACUGCACCCCGAGAAAUGGAAGGGAGGUAUUGCGCUGAGGAUGGAAGUUUUGGGGUGCGGAGUAUAAUAUGUAUGCAAUAUAUUUAUAUAUAUUAUUUUAUACUUAUACUUAUACUUAUACUUAUCUAUUCAUACCCAUAAGCAUUCAGUUUUAUGUUAAUAAAAAAAAAAUUCUUAACC
Rana temporaria (common frog) is the source of this 4607-nucleotide messenger RNA. RefSeq names its product coagulation factor VIII (gene F8). The record is from RefSeq and is a predicted model, not a curated record. The coding region runs from base 10 to 4494 and encodes 1494 amino acids. The transcript has 26 exons. Gene Ontology annotation, molecular function: copper ion binding. NCBI's taxonomy places the organism in Eukaryota, Metazoa, Chordata, Amphibia, Anura, Ranidae.